Messenger RNA from Epithele typhae, 1545 nucleotides. RefSeq names its product aldehyde dehydrogenase. The coding region runs from base 1 to 1545 and encodes 514 amino acids. The transcript is spliced from 14 exons. The record is from RefSeq and is a predicted model, not a curated record. Lineage: Eukaryota; Fungi; Basidiomycota; Agaricomycetes; Polyporales; Epitheliaceae. Gene Ontology annotation, cellular component: cytoplasm. Gene Ontology annotation, biological process: aldehyde metabolic process. Gene Ontology annotation, molecular function: aldehyde dehydrogenase (NAD+) activity.
AUGGCUGAAAUCACGCUCCCAUAUACGCCCAUCGAAGACAUUCCCAAGAUCCAUGCGCGGGCCCGCGCAGCGUUCAGGGCUGGACGGACGAAGGACGUCGCCUUCCGGAAGGCGCAGAUCGCCCAGGUCGGGUACAUGCUCAAGGACAACGAGGAGGCGGUCAUCGCCGCCAUGAAGCACGACCUCGGCCGCCCACCGCUCGAGUCCGAGAUGAUGGAUCUCUCACCGGUGUACGCCGAGGUCCGGGCCGCGUACGCCAAUCUCGACCAGUGGGUGAAGCCGCAGGCGGCCGAGUUCUCCCUCAACUUCUUCGCCAUGGGCCCCAAGCUCGUCGCGGAGCCCAAGGGCACGGUUCUCAUCAUCGCGCCGUUCAACUUCCCCGCCUUCCUCCUCUUCUCGCCCCUAGUCAGUGCGAUAGCCGCGGGCAACGCCGCAGUCCUCAAGCCGUCGGAACAGACGCCGGCGAUCAGCAAGAUCUUCGCGGAGCUGCUGCCCAAGUACCUCGACCCGGAGCUGUACCACAUCAUCAACGGAGGCGUCCCCGAGACGACCAAGAUUCUCGAGCUGCCGUGGGACCACAUUCUUUACACCGGAAACGGUCGCGUGGGCCGCAUCGUGGCCACCGCCGCGGCGCGGCACCUCACUCCGACCACGCUCGAGCUCGGCGGGAAGAACCCCGUCGUGAUCGACCCCCGCGUCGACCUCGACCUCGCCGCGCGGCGCAUCCUCUGGGGGCGCUUCACGAACGCCGGGCAGAUUUGUCUCUCCCCCGACUACGUCCUCGUCCCCGCAGACUUCCAGGACAAGUUCGUCGCCGCGCUGGAAUCCAUGUAUAAGACCUUCUACCCCGACGGCCCGGAGAAGUCGGACUCGUUCUCGCGCGUGGUCACAAAGGCGCACACGCAGCGGAUCAAGCGCCUCGUCGACGAGACCACGGGCACGAUCGUCUGUGGCGGACAGUCCGACGUCGAGACGCGGUACAUCGCGCCGACGAUCGUGCGCGACGUGCGCGAGGGCGACUCGCUCCUCAGCGAGGAGAUUUUCGGGCCGGUGCUGUGCAUAGUGCCGGUGAAGGACGUCGAUGAGGCCGUCGCGUUCAUCAACAGGGGCGACCACCCGCUCGCGAUCUACGUGUUCUCAGAGGACCCCAAGUUCGAGCAGAAAGUCUUCAGCAACACGAAGAGCGGAGCAGCUGUCACGAACGAAGUCGUUAUCAUGCCUGGCGUGCACGGCCUCCCCGUCGGCGGCGUCGGCGCAAGUGGAUACGGGUACUACACGGGCAAGCACGCGUUCGAGCAGUUCACGCACCUGCGCGUGUCGCUCAAGAACCCGAGCUGGGUCGACAAAAUCGCGUUCGGGUUCCGCUUCCCGCCGUACACGCCCUCGUACCGCAAGAACAUGCGCCAGAUGGGCGGCCGGCUCCCGCCGCGGCCCGCCGGCGGGCUCGCGAAGGCGGCGCCGAAGAGGUGGGCGUUCUGGCUCGCGUUCGCGCUCGUGGGCGCCGCGGCGGUGCUGACGCGGCAGCGGCAGCUGAGGUUGGCGUGA